Messenger RNA from Mandrillus leucophaeus (drill), 2621 nucleotides. RefSeq names its product PML-RARA regulated adaptor molecule 1 (gene PRAM1). Bases 1 to 2490 code for a protein of 829 amino acids. The transcript is spliced from 13 exons. Gene Ontology annotation, biological process: protein localization to plasma membrane; integrin-mediated signaling pathway; T cell receptor signaling pathway. Gene Ontology annotation, cellular component: plasma membrane. Gene Ontology annotation, molecular function: protein binding. NCBI's taxonomy places the organism in Eukaryota, Metazoa, Chordata, Mammalia, Primates, Cercopithecidae. The record is from RefSeq and is a predicted model, not a curated record.
AUGAAAGCCGGGAGCGCCGUGCGGAUAGCAGGCAGGUUGGCUGGAAGCCGCGGGCUCGUGCUGAACAGCUCUGAGGCCGGCCAGAGGCCCGUGCACCGCCCGGCAUUUGUCCAGCCCCAGCUGUCAUCAGCAGGUGCCGGUCCGGUUACCCUCACUGCGGGCCGGGAGCACGGAGGAGGAAAGCGCUCCGCGGCCAGCCCUACCGGCCCCUAUCUGCGGCCGUGCAGCGCGGAACCCUGCCGGGAGCCCCUGCGGAGGCGCCAAAUACACAAAGGGGAGUUGCAGCCCCCACCCUGUGUGCUGGCCGUGGAGCAGAAGCCACAGUCACUUCCUGAAGGCAGCGGCCCCAGCUCGGGUCCCACUCAUUCCGUGGCCCAUCACCUGCCUGCAGCCAUGGAGAGCCAUCAGGACUUCCGGAGCAUCAAAGCAAAAUUCCAGGCCUCUCAGCCGGAGCCCAGCGACCUGCCCAAAAAACCCCCGAAGCCUGAGUUCAGUAAACUCAAGAAGUUCCCCCAGCCUGAGCUAAGCGAGCACCUCAAGAAACCCCCGCCGCCUGAGGUCACUGACCUCCCCAAGAAACCCCCGCCGCCUGAGGUCACUGAUCUUCCCAAGAAACCCCCGCCGCCUGAGUUCACUGACCUCCCCAAGAAACCCCCGCCGCCUGAGUUCACUGACCUCCCCAAGAAACCCCCGCCGCCUGAGUUCACUGACCUCCCCAAGAAGCCUCCGCCGCCUGAGUUCACUGACCUCCCCAAGAAGCCUCCGCCGCCUGAGUUCACUGACCUCCCCAAGAAGCCUCCGCCGCCUGAGUUCACUGACCUCCCCAAGAAGCCGUCCAAACUGGAGUUCAGUGACAUCUCCAAGAAGUUCCCACAGCUGGAGGCCACUCCAUUUCCAAGGAAGCCCCCGCAGCCUGAGGUCGGUGAGGCCCCUGUGAAGGCCUCGCUGCCGGAGCCCAAUACGCCUGUCCGGAAACCCCAGCAGUCCGACGAGCUCAGUCACCCCGCCAGACCCCCAUCUGAACCCAAAUCCAGUGCAUUCCCCAGGAAGCUCUGGCAGCCCGAGGCCAGUGAGGCUACCCCAAAGCCCCCGCAGCCUGAGUUCAGUACCUUUCCCAAGAAGCCCGCGCAGCCUGACUUCAGUGUGCACCCCAGAAAGCCCCCACAGCCUCAGGCGGAUGGCCUCCCUAAGAAGUCCGUGCCGCAGCCUGAGUUCAGCGAGGCGGCUCAGACACCUCUCUGGAAGCCUCAGUCCGGUGAGCCGAAGCACGACUCCAGCGCCUUUCCCAGAAAGGCCUCCCAGCCUCCGCUGAGUGACUUUCCCAAGAAGCCCGCGCAGCCGGAGCUUGGGGACCUCACCAGGACCUCCUCAGAGCCCGAAGUCAGCGUGCUUCCCAAGAGGCCGCGGCCCGCCGAAUUCAAAGCGCUCUCCAAGAAGCCCCCGCAGCCCGAGCUGGGCGGCCUCCCCAGGACCUCCUCAGAGCCCGAGUUCAACUCCCUCCCCAGGAAGUUGCUGCAGCCGGACCGCCGGGGGCCACCCCGCAAGUUCUCACAGCCUGAACCCAACGCUGUCCUCAAGAGACACCUGCAGCCUGAGUUCUUCGGUGAUCUCCCUCGAAAGCCUCUACUCCCCAGCUCCGCUUCCGAGAGCUCACUGCCUGCGGCCGUGGCCGGCUCCAGCUCCCGGCACCCGCUCAGCCCUGGGUUUGGAGUUGCUGGGACACCCCGCUGGAGGUCAGGAGGCCUUGUUCACAGCGGAGGGGCCAGGCCAGGCCUCAGACCCAGCCAUCCACCCCGGCGGAGGCCUCUGCCCGCUGCCAGCAGCCUGGGACCCCCUCCAGCCAAGCCUCCGCUGCCCCCGGGCCCCGUGGAUAUGCAGAGCUUUCGGAGACGCUCUGCAGCAUCCACAGAUCUACGGAGGACCCGCUCGGCCGCUGCGCUCCACUUCCAGGCCCGACAGCCUGAAGACAUCCCGCCCCUCAGAGGGCCUGGGGCAGAGAGGCUCCCUCUGCUUCUCCUGGGCUUUCUCCCGGAGCUGUUUGCAACACCUUCCUAUGAAGCACCCUCAGUUCAGCAAGUCACCAGGAGGCCACCACAAGACUCAGCACUCAGGAAGGAGAAGGAUCCCCAGCCACAGCAGUUGCCACCCAUGGACCCAAAGUUGCAGAAGCAGCUGAGGAAAGCAGAGAAGGCCGAGAGGGAGUUCCGGAAGAAGUUCAAGUUUGAAGGGGAGAUCGUGGUUCACACGAAGAUGAUGAUUGACCCCAAUGCCAAGACGCGCCGUGGGGGCGGCAAGCACCUCGGGAUCCGGCGCGGGGAGAUCCUGGAGGUGAUCGAGUUCACCAGCAAUGAGGAGAUGCUGUGCCGGGACCCCAAGGGCAAAUAUGGCUACGUGCCCAGAAUAGCGCUCCUGCCCCUGGAGAUGGAGGUGUACGAUGAUGUCGACUUCUGCGACCCCCUGGAAAACCAGCCACUUCCCCUGGGACGGUAAGGCCGGUAGGCAUGGGGCAAGGACAGCCGGCCAGCCCAGCGCCCGCUCACCCAGGAGCCCUGGAACCCGGCGCGGGAGAGUCACAGAGCUGCCCGGGCUUGUGCCUGGCCACAUAAAGUCCGUUUAAAGCA